This is a messenger RNA of Emiliania huxleyi CCMP1516, 1091 nucleotides long. RefSeq lists its product as hypothetical. The transcript is spliced from 3 exons. Bases 1 to 999 code for a protein of 332 amino acids. The record is from RefSeq and is a predicted model, not a curated record. NCBI's taxonomy places the organism in Eukaryota, Haptophyta, Isochrysidales, Noelaerhabdaceae.
AUGCGCCACGUGAUCGGAACACAGAUUGGCGGCACCGUGUUCGUGCUGCUAGGAGCCUUUCGGCCACCGCUGCUGCGCGCUCCCACCACGAUCCUCUGUGAGCUGACAUCGUGGGCCCCGCAAGAGGACUGGGCGCUGCAGGACCGGGCGCCGCAGUUCACCGUCGGCCGAGGCGGCAGCCAGGCCACCUUCUGGAGCGCACUCACGGCGUCUACGCCCGAACUCGCGGGCAGGACGCCCGAGGAGUGCGAGCGCCGCCUCCGCGAGCUGGGCGCGACCGUGGUGGGCCGCCAGCCGCGCGUGCUGGAGGACUGGAGCCGGCUGGGAGACGGCCGCUACACGGGCCACCUUGAUGGCGACAGCUCGACGGUCUGGCUCACGGUUGCGUGCGAGGGACGGCUCGCCUCCGACCCUCGCACCGAGCCCGGCUACAUCGAGGCGGUCGGCGGGACCAUCUAUGAGCUCUCGCGCAGCGGCGGUGCCGCCCCUGCCGUGGCGGAGGCGGACAGCGGCGUGGGCGGAGCCGCCGCUGCAGGCGGAGGCGGCGCGUUGCAGCAGCAGCUUGCGCUGCCUCUUGCGCUCCCGCAGCAGGCGGUCGCUGCACUCGGUGCUGCGAUCCUCGCGGGCAGCCUCGGCUUCGGGCUCGGCACGGCGCUCACGCCGCCGCCGCCGCCUCCUGCUCCGACGCCGCCGCGCGUGACGACACGCAUCCUCAUCGCGCCCUCCGCCUCCAGCGGGCGGGCGGCACCGGCGCAGCAGCCGCAGCAGGCGCCGGCAGAGCCUGCGGCGGCUCCGCGCAAGCUGGCACCGGCGCCGCUGACGGUGACGGAGCAGCGGGAGCGCGCGGAGCUGCGGGUCAGCCGCGACAAGCUGCAGCUGCAGAACCUGCAACAGCGGCUGCAGGAGGACGAGCAGCGCCUGAGCGAGUUCCGCAGGGUCGAGGCGGAGGCAGGCGGGUCGGGGGAGGCCGUCAAGAUGGUGUUUCCGCCGGCGUCGUGAUCUAACGCGGUAACGGGUACACCCCAUCACCCCCACAUCAGGUGGCGUUUAUUUUUGCGUGGGGCGGACAUCAUGCUGAAAUUCUGGAAAAA